AUGGCUCUCAUCGUGGAUAAGCAUCGGCCACGGUCAUUGGAUACAUUGACCUAUCACCAUGAAUUAUCAGAACGCCUCAGAUCUCUUGCGCAAAGCAGCGAUUUCCCACAUCUCCUUGUUUACGGCCCGUCUGGGGCAGGGAAGAAGACAAGAAUAGUAGCGACUCUAAAGGAACUGUACGGACCAGGUGUAGAGAAGAUCAAGAUCGACGCCCGCGUUUUCCAGACAUCCAGCAACCGCAAACUCGAGUUCAACAUUGUCUCAUCCAUCUACCACAUGGAGAUAACGCCUUCGGAUGUGGGGAAUUACGAUAGAGUUGUUGUGCAGGAUCUAUUAAAGGAGGUCGCCCAGACCCAACAGGUCGACCAGUCGGCGAAGCAACGGUUCAAGGUCGUCGUCAUCAACGAAGCCGAUCAUCUCACACGCGACGCCCAAGCAGCCCUACGUCGCACGAUGGAGAAAUAUUCGCCCAAUCUACGAUUAAUUCUUCUAGCAAACUCGACUGCGAAUAUCAUCGCUCCUAUUCGGUCCAGAACGCUGCUGGUAAGAGUAGCAGCGCCAACACACGAACAGAUUUGCGACGUUCUCGCUCAAUCUGCCAAAAAACAAAACUGGCCAGUUGCAAAGGGGCUUCAUCAGCGGAUAGCCAUUGAAAGUGGUCGCAAUCUGCGAAGGGCGCUACUCAUGUACGAAGCCGUCCAUGCCCAGAAUGAAAAGGUUUCAGACAACACCCCAAUCCCACCCGCCGACUGGGAGGCUCUCAUUGGCCAAAUUGCCAAGGAAAUUAUCGAAGAGCACACUCCCAACCGUAUACUACAAGUCCGCGCCAAACUAUAUGAUUUGUUAACACACUGCAUCCCGCCAACAACGAUCCUAAAAACUCUCACCUUUAAAUUGUUGGCCCUCGUGGACGAUGGCCUCAAGGGUGAUGUAAUUUACUGGUCAGCUUUCUUUGAGCAUCGGGUCAAGACGGGCACAAAGGUCAUCUUUCAUCUCGAGGCCUUCGUUGCUAAGUUCAUGAGAAUCUUGGAAAUGUACCUAAUGAGUGUAGAUCUAUAG
Messenger RNA from Clonostachys rhizophaga, 1059 nucleotides. The record is from the annotation of a GenBank genome assembly. NCBI's taxonomy places the organism in Eukaryota, Fungi, Ascomycota, Sordariomycetes, Hypocreales, Bionectriaceae.